Messenger RNA from Juglans microcarpa x Juglans regia, 2293 nucleotides. RefSeq names its product CBL-interacting serine/threonine-protein kinase 23. The record is from RefSeq and is a predicted model, not a curated record. The transcript has 15 exons. Gene Ontology annotation, biological process: signal transduction; protein phosphorylation. Bases 690 to 2075 code for a protein of 461 amino acids. NCBI's taxonomy places the organism in Eukaryota, Viridiplantae, Streptophyta, Magnoliopsida, Fagales, Juglandaceae. Gene Ontology annotation, molecular function: ATP binding; protein kinase activity.
AUCAUGGCUCAGCCCUAGUUCCUUCCGCCUUCCUCGCGUACGCACGCGCAUGCACCAGACCCAUAGACACAAUACGAUGUUAUACAUACCCGAUUCCAAUCAAUCACUCGCUCACACCGGCCUGAUAACUCCAGCUUCAGCUACCAAGAGCAGCCAACCGCUCAAUUCCUUUUUCCGAAAAUAGCAGAGAAGGAAGUUUACGACUCCCUCCAGAUCUCUGCCUCUCAUUGAUUUCGCUUUCUCAUUAUUAAUCUGUUUACGAUCCCGUAAUUUGCUAUGAUUCUUACAGCCUUUUAAUUGCUGUAUCCUCAUUGGUCGGUUUGAAAAUGAUUCAUGAGGUUUAUAUCUGUUCUAACGGCCCGUAUCUCCAACAAAAGCUGGAAGCCCGGGUUUGAUUUCGAUAAGGAUAUUUAGAGAAUUUUAGUGCCUUUUUGUUUCCGUUUUAGUUUUUAUUUAACAAAAAAGGAAAAAUGAGGGUUUCGAAGUCUCAGGUAUGGCAACCCUGCAAGAAGAAGAGGUCUUGAUCCUUGAGCUCUAGAGAGAGCGGAAAUCUGACUCUAGAGAGGGAGAGAUAUUGAGAGUGGAAGGAUCUUGGAGAGAGACAAACAAAAAGAGAGAAACAAGUUUGUGAAGGAGUCCGAUUCUGGAGUGGAGGAAUUGCGCUGUGGGGGAGGUCCCAGAGGGAGAAUAUGGCGUCUCGGUCGAGCAAUAGCAACAGGACGCGCGUGGGGAAGUACGAACUGGGUCGGACGUUGGGUGAAGGCAAUUUCGCCAAGGUUAAGUUCGCUCGGAAUGUCGUUUCCGGCGAGAAUGUGGCCAUCAAGAUUCUCGAUAAAGAAAAGGUUCUCAAGCACAAGAUGAUCGGCCAGAUUAAACGUGAAAUUUCAACAAUGAAAUUGAUUAGACACCCAAAUGUUAUCCGUAUGUAUGAGGUGAUGGCUAGCAAGAUGAAGAUAUACAUUGUUUUGGAAUUUGUGACUGGUGGGGAGCUGUUCGACAAAAUUGCAAGUAAGGGGAGGUUGAAGGAAGAUGAAGCUAGAAAGUAUUUUCAGCAACUUAUUAAUGCUGUGGAUUACUGUCAUAGCAGAGGUGUCUUUCAUAGAGACCUAAAGCCAGAGAACUUACUGCUUGAUGCUAAUGGUGUUCUCAAAGUUUCAGAUUUUGGAUUGAGUGCUCUACCACAACAAGUUCGAGAAGAUGGGUUACUUCAUACAACAUGUGGUACGCCAAAUUAUGUUGCUCCAGAGGUGAUCAACAAUAAAGGAUAUGAUGGAGCAAAGGCAGAUCUGUGGUCAUGUGGUGUGAUUCUUUUUGUCUUAAUGGCUGGAUAUUUACCUUUUGAAGAAUCCAACCUCAUGGCAUUAUAUAAAAAGAUAUUCAAGGCCGACUUCACAUGCCCUCCAUGGUUCUCCUCAAGUGCAAAGAAACUGAUCAAAAGAGUCCUGGACCCUAAUCCCUCAACACGAAUUACAAUUGCUGAGGUCAUUGAGAAUGAGUGGUUUAAGAAAGGAUACAAGCCACCUAGUUUUGAGCAAGCUGAUGUUAGUCUCGCCGAUGUGGAUGGUAUUUUCAACGAAAUUGGGGAUUCUGGAGAGCUUAUUGUGGAGAGGCGGGAAGAAGGGCAGCCUGUGGCUCCUGUCACCAUGAAUGCAUUUGAGCUCAUCUCUACAUCUCAGGGCCUCAACCUCAGCACUCUCUUUGAAAAGCAAAUGGGACUUAUUAAAAGGGAAACCAGAUUCACAUCCAAAUCUCCUGCUAAAGAGAUAAUCUCAAAAAUCGAGGAAGCUGCAAUGCCUCUUGGUUUUGGUGUAAAGAAAAAUAACUACAAGUUGAAGCUUCAAGGUGAAAAAACUGGACGUAAAGGUCAUUUAUCUGUGGCAACAGAGAUUUUUGAGGUGGCCCCUUCACUCUACAUGGUUGAGGUUCGCAAGUCUGGAGGAGAUACUCUAGAAUUUCACAAGUUCUAUAAUAGUCUCACAACUGGGCUGAAAGAUAUUGUUUGGAAAACUGGGGAUGAAGCGGAGGAAAGGAAAGGAGGUGAUGGACCUGAUGGUGUUGUGGCUGCAUCUAAAUGAGGGUUUCCCCGGGUGAAAUUGUUCAGAGUACUCAAUUAUGGACUGUGUCGCCUUUGCUUGACCCUCUCAUUCUCAACCCUAUUGUUGGUUGGAUUAGACAUUGCAAAUAUAUCUGUACAUACUUUCUUCUCCGUAUGAUUGGGUAUUUUUGGUUCACAUCUGUCAAAUUUGUGUGAACACUACUGUACUGUAGCCAAUUAAUUUUCCUUUGGCACCGG